AUGGCGACGAACAACCAAGCCGACGGUUCAACGGGCGCAGUUCAGUAUCUAAACCACCACCAAGCACCUGAGAUCGCCCAGCGACCCAAUCUCGAUGUCCCCGUCAACGUCGACUACAACAUGCAACGGUUCCUGAACCCGCACCUCCACGCCGAUGAUCGAACCCUGAGACCUCCUCCACAAUACUCACCCUCCCCCUCCUCCCCCACGCCGCUGACCGAGGACGAGUCACGCAGUCGCAUGACUGCCAUCCUGGGUCCCAUCAUGUUGAACUUGGCGCCUAAGCAGAAUUGA
This is a messenger RNA of Hypoxylon fragiforme, 294 nucleotides long. RefSeq lists its product as uncharacterized. The transcript has 2 exons. NCBI's taxonomy places the organism in Eukaryota, Fungi, Ascomycota, Sordariomycetes, Xylariales, Hypoxylaceae. The record is from RefSeq and is a predicted model, not a curated record. Bases 1 to 294 code for a protein of 97 amino acids.